Messenger RNA from Bradysia coprophila, 2570 nucleotides. RefSeq lists its product as uncharacterized. NCBI's taxonomy places the organism in Eukaryota, Metazoa, Arthropoda, Insecta, Diptera, Sciaridae. Gene Ontology annotation, biological process: synapse organization. Gene Ontology annotation, cellular component: neuron projection membrane. The record is from RefSeq and is a predicted model, not a curated record.
CAAAUUUGAUUGUCAUAUACACCUUCCCCAAGAAUUAAAAUAUUUGUACAUUUCCGCUUAUCUCGAUGUGAAACAUUAGUUUUGUUUAUGCCUCCUGCGGCGGUGUAUGUGCGUUAAUGCUCUUUUUUCGAUUCGGUUUUCAAAUCACAUUUCGAAUGAUUUAUAGUAUUUUAUGAAUAUGAAAAACGCGUAGAGGACAAAAGGUAUGUGUUGAUAAGCCAAUGUUUAUUCGUUGCUCGGUGGUUUAGUUUUUUUUUUUUUUUUUGUUCCACAACUCUCAGUGAAUGAUUAAUGUGAAGUAGAGAAAGUGGAAAAUACUCGCAAUUUAUGUGGUUACCGGAAAAGUGAUGUGCUUCCUGCUGUGAAAGCUUAUCAAUGCAACAUUUCAUUAAUCAUUUUCGAAUCAGAAAAAAACAAGAAGAAAAAUUGGUCUCUUUAUCGAAAUCGGAUAUGAUUUUCGCUUGCUUUCGUUUGUAGUAGAUACCAAUCAAAGAUUUUUUCGUAUUAGUAUACCACUUAACGGUUUAAAACAUUAGUCAAAAAGAAUUUCGAGAUUUCCGUUUCGGUUAAGUUGUGGUCGAUAAAUGUUUUUAUUGAAACUUCCAUGGUCGAUUAACGUUUUAAGUUUGGGGGGCAAGAAUAAUAAAUCUAUAACACAUAUCCAAAACGAACAUUAUUGUAAGAGGAACUGGAAAGUUUUACGCAUAAAAUACAUUAUUGUGCAUGAGUGGCAGACAAUGUAAAAACAAAAAAAUACAAAGACCAACCAAGAACAGUAUUGUAAUCAGAAUAUCGUCAGGACAUGUCCCAUCAUCGACAUGAACUGAAUCAAUUAGACAAAUGGAAGAUCCGACACCGAUCGCUCAUAAAACAAUUCAUUUGUUAGAAACGAAAUGUACCGAUUCGGCGAUCUACUCUAUUUUCUUUAUUUUAUUAUACAUGUAAUCUUAAAUGAAAUGCUAUACGUUAUGACCAUAUCAGCUGGCGAGAUAAUCGAUUCAUCGCUCAAUGUGACUGAUGUACCUGAAAUAUUAGAGUUACGACAAACAAGCACAAUGAAAAUGGAUCCACCAAACGUGAAACACCAACGUUUUCAUCUUCCUCAUUCUGCGAUGACCGCCCGAAACGAGCAAAUAUCGUCUGCAACAUCAUUACCACCAAAAACACGAACAACUAUAAUAUAUCCGGCUACAACAGCAAACCCAUUGAGUUUAACGACAAUGGAUCCAUCCAUUAUCCAACGCAAACAUCAUUCGCAAUCGAAAAAUGGCCAAAGUCAGUCGUUGCGUGCCCAACAAAUUGCACCGAAAGCAAUUAAAUCAUCGCCAGCUGCAACAAAUUCAACACUCAGAAGUCAUAAAACCGAUGCGCCUAUGCUAAAUUACAUUUUUGAUUCGCAUUUGGCAACGAACAAGCAUCAUCAUCAUGAUAGAUACGGACCACACUUUGAUGACUUACAUUCCGGCGACAAUUUAAUCAACGUAACCGCACAAGCCGGAAGUAUAGCUUAUCUAAAUUGUAGAGUUAGUUUGCUGCAAGACAAAACGGUUUCGUGGGUGAAACGCAGACCUAUUGACGAUAAAUUAAACUUGCUCACUGUAGGUAUGCAAACAUACAGCGGUGACAUUCGAUAUAGUGUGGAAUUUCAAUAUCCGAAUAAUUGGCGAUUGAAAAUUGCUGAUGUAAAUAAGUCCGAUGAUGGACUGUACGAAUGCCAAGUUUCAAGCUACCCUCGACCUCUGGCAUUGCUGAUAAAUUUAACGAUCGUUGUACCGGAAGUAAUAAUUGCCGACGAACAUGGUACACUGUUGGUAGAUAAGUAUUAUGAGGUGGAUUCAACCAUUCAACUCGUUUGUAUUGUGCGACACAUUGCAAUGACAUCAUCGGUGGUGUAUUGGUUGCAUGGUGAAAAAAUGCUGAAUUUUGAUACAACACGAGGUGGAAUCAGUGUACGUUCGGAUUUAAUGGACGACGGAGCCAAUUCUACUCUGUCUAUUGCGAAAGUUGGCAGAUCAGACAGUGGAAAUUAUUCGUGUUCCAUAGGACCAAAUGACUUUUACACAAUAAAUGUACACAUUUUAAACGGAGAAAGUCUUGCUGAAUUAUAUCAUGGCAGUACUGGCGUAAUUGUUAAAAAUAUUGUCGUUAGACUAUGGUUAUUGUUGAUGGUAGUACUAUUGCUAAGUUAAAAAGAAAAUUGAACGUAGAAAUAAUAAUAGAAAUAAUAAUGUUAAAGUGGCGCCAAGGAAUUUAAAAAAUAAAAAUUUAAUUAAUUUGCAGACGGCCGUUCCAAUAUUUUUGAACCGAAUUCGUUUUUAAGUCUAAAUUUCAUUUAAAGUUCUUGUGAUAUUAAAACUUGAUGUAAUUACCGUUUAAGAGAACAGCAAAACCGUUGCAUACGGAAUGUAUAUGUAAAACUAUUAUAUAGUUGUAUGAUAACUGCAACAGCGCACCACCUUCAUCUGAUAAUUAUGAUAUUUAAAUUGGUUUGCAAUUCGAAAUUGAAACAAUAUUUUUUCAUUGUGCAUUGUGCAAGUAUACGAAAUUUUUAUUUACAAAAAAAAAUUGUU